Rhinolophus ferrumequinum (greater horseshoe bat) is the source of this 3412-nucleotide messenger RNA. RefSeq names its product coproporphyrinogen oxidase (gene CPOX). Lineage: Eukaryota; Metazoa; Chordata; Mammalia; Chiroptera; Rhinolophidae. The coding region runs from base 126 to 1457 and encodes 443 amino acids. Gene Ontology annotation, cellular component: mitochondrial intermembrane space; cytoplasm. Gene Ontology annotation, molecular function: coproporphyrinogen oxidase activity. The transcript has 7 exons. The record is from RefSeq and is a predicted model, not a curated record.
AGCCGGUAGUAGCUCUUCUUUGCCAAAGGUUCGGUGUCCUGCACGGCACGCGGGCCGGGGACUCCCAAGGGGCUCAAGGGCCGGUCUCCGGGACCUGGGCAUUGCCCAGGUGACAGCACGGGAACAUGGCAUUGCACCUGGGCAGGCUGAGCGCGAGCCCCUGCUGGCGCGCGGCACGGAGCGGCUGCGGAGAGCUGCGCCUUUGGUCCCGUCGCUGCGCGGCUGGACGCAUCUGCCGGCCCCCUGGCACGGCUGGCACGGAGCAGAGCCGCGGGCUGGGGCACAGCACGACGGCGGGAGGCGGGCCCCGGCUGGGGACGGGGCUGGCCGCGGCGCUGGCGGGGCUGGCGGGGCUGGCCGCCGCCGCCUUCGGGCACGUAGAGCGGGCGGAGAUGGUGCCCAAGAGCUCGGGGGCGCGGAGCCCCUCGCCGGGGAGGCCGGAGGAGGAGGAGGACGAGCUGGCCCGCCGCUGCAGCUGCUUCAUGGCCUCGCCUGUGACCGACCUGCGCGAGCUGCGGAGGAGGCCGGGCGACAUGAGGACUAAGAUGGAGCUACUGAUCCUGGAGACCCAGGCCCAGGUGUGCCAGGCGCUGGCGCAGGUUGAUGGGGGUGCCCGCUUCUCUGUGGACCGGUGGGAAAGAAAGGAAGGAGGUGGUGGCAUCAGCUGUGUACUUCAAGAUGGGCAUGUUUUUGAAAAGGCCGGGGUGAGCGUUUCUGUCGUUUAUGGAAAUCUUUCUGAGGAAGCAGCAAAGCAGAUGAGAAGCAGAGGAAAAAAUCUAAAAGCUAAAGAUGGUAAAUUGCCGUUCUGUGCUAUGGGCGUGAGCUCUGUUAUCCACCCCAAGAAUCCUCAUGCUCCUACUGUGCAUUUCAACUACAGAUACUUUGAAGUAGAAGAAGCUGAUGGUAAUAAGCAGUGGUGGUUUGGUGGUGGAUGUGACCUUACUCCAACGUACUUGAACCGAGAGGAUGCCAUCCAUUUUCACAGAACUCUAAAGGAGGCUUGUGACCGGCAUGGUCCAGAUUUCUACCCCAAAUUCAAAAAAUGGUGUGAUGAUUACUUUUUUAUAGCCCAUCGUGGGGAGCGGAGGGGCAUUGGGGGCAUCUUUUUUGAUGACCUUGACUCUCCAUCCAAGGAGGAGGUGUUCCACUUUGUGCAGAGCUGUGCCCAGGCCAUCGUUCCUUCUUAUAUUCCCCUUGUGAAAAAGCACUGUGAUGACUCAUUCACCCCCCAGGAGAAGCUGUGGCAGCAGCUCCGGAGAGGACGGUAUGUAGAAUUUAACCUGCUGUAUGAUCGGGGUACAAAGUUUGGCCUCUUCACUCCAGGAUCCAGGAUUGAAAGCAUCUUGAUGUCUUUGCCUCUCACUGCUCGAUGGGAGUACAUGCAUUCACCCUCAGAGAACUCCAAAGAAGCUGAAAUUCUGGACGUUCUACGCCAUCCAAGGGACUGGGUGCAUUGAUGCAGGCAGAGCAGCCUUCCGGGGUGGGGGACACAAUGUGUGCCCCCUUCCACUGGCGGGCUCCGUUGCCACUGUGUGGCAGUUAGCUACCUGUGUCUUAGAGCCCCAGUCUUCUCCACUCGGGAGUUGGCCUCCUUGGCAGGUGGUGAAAUGUGUUUUCAGCACCACAGGUUUCCAUUGGAUGUUAUCGGUGACAGAUGGUGAGAUUGAGGCUUGUCAGAGUCAACUGGUUGAUUUAAAACUGAUUUAUACUUUUAGAAGCAUUUUAUAUGACUAGUUUAUAAAAUAUGACAUUGAAUUUCCAAGUAUAUAGUUAAGGGAAUCUACAUAUUAUAAUUUGUAUCAGGAAAUGUCUCAUGUUAUUUUCGUAUCUUUUUUUUUUUUUAAAGUUUUAGUUUCUUCCAGAAAACUAAUUUUAUUUUCAUUAGUUCAAUGAGGUUGAGCUUGUUAGUAAUUUUAGAAAAAAGCAACUGAAUGUAAAAGCAAAUGAAGGUAAAAGUUUUACUUUGUCAUUACUGAAGUUUCUUUGAUCAUAAUCUUUAUGUAUCUUUCUCUACAGAUCAUAAUAUUGUAAAAUAUUCAUUUUUUUUAUGAUAGACAUUUAGGAACACUUGAAAAUUUCUUAAUCUCUGCAUGUGUUACAAUUCAGUGAUUACCUGUAUUUGUUAACUCUAAAAUGACAUGAUUGUUAUUUAACUAAGGCACAUCUAAGUUGUAAUUUUGAUUUUUGUAGAAGUGUAAUUUGUUAAUGUUGUGAUUCUCUGCUCUUUUGAAUAUUAAACUUUAUAACCUUAGAUCCUGAUAUUGAAAAUUUUCUAUUCCAGACGUUUCUAUAUGGAAAUUUAGACUAAAAACAAUCCUGAAGAUGUUAUGAAUUAAGGAAAUGUUUCUCAUUUGGGAAGUGAUGAAUAUUUUCCUUCUUUAAUUAAAGCAAACAUAACUAAAAUGUUACGAAUGUGAGAAGCAUGUAGCCAUUUUACAAAUAUGUUUUUCUUGUAUGAUGGACUAAUUGAAAUUGUCCUCUUUUCAAAUAGGAGAGUCUGUAACUCUUAUGUUUGCUUUUAAGAGAAAAUUGCAACAGAAUUCUUAAUAUGGCUUCUUUGUUCACAUAAUAAUAUGAAUUUAUUUUAUUCACAAUUACAUUGAAGUUUUUUAAGGAAUAGUAUCUUCCUACAUAUUAUUAUGCUUUAUCUUGGAAUAUGUUUAAUGUAUGUGACUGUGUUUGGCUCUUUAGGGCUGGAAAAUGUGUGAAUUCUUCAACUGUCUUACAACAGUCCUACUGAUAAAUUUUAUUAUGAAAUAUGACUAAGAAAUGUUUGUAUUUUUCUUUUCAGGAUAAUCAAUAUAGGGAAGACAAAUAUUUCUUAGUACUAAGACUGUGGUUCCUUAUUUCUAGGUAUUUUACCCAAAAAAAACAAUUUGCAGUCAAAUUUUCAUAGAAGCUUUAUUCACAAUAGCUCAAAAUUAGAAAUAAUAGAAAUGCCCAUCAGCAGGUGAAUGAAUAAAAAACAAUUAUGUUAUAUCCAUAUGUUAAACUACUACUUAGGAACAACUAUUGAUAAAUGCAGUAAUACGGAUGAAUAUCAAAAAAGCAUUAUGCCAAAUGAAAGAAGCCAGAUUCACAAGAAUACUCACUGUAUGACGACAUUAUAUGCAAACCUAGAAAAGUCAAAACUCUUAACAACAGAAAGCAGAUCAGUGGUUGCUAGGCGCUGGGGCUGGGAAAUUAUAAAAGGGGACAAGAGAAUAUUUUGAGGUGAUGGAAAUGUUCCAUGUAUUGAUUGUGGCAGUGUUUACCAAAUUGUAUACGUUUAUCAGAACUCAUUGAACUGGAUACUUAAAAUCAUGCAAUUUAUUAUGUGUGUGAUUUAUACCUCAACAAUGUUUGAUUAAAUAAAAAGACCAUACUAUAUGCGUAUAGGAAUGAAUGUUCAAAUAAACCUCAGUUUACCUUU